This is a messenger RNA of Trichoderma virens Gv29-8, 1305 nucleotides long. RefSeq lists its product as uncharacterized. The record is from RefSeq and is a predicted model, not a curated record. The transcript has a single exon. Bases 1 to 1305 code for a protein of 434 amino acids. NCBI's taxonomy places the organism in Eukaryota, Fungi, Ascomycota, Sordariomycetes, Hypocreales, Hypocreaceae.
AUGAAGUUCUCAUAUCUAACAGUCGUUUACACCAUCAUAACGGCUGCGUGGUGUUUGGACAAUGUACACUGGGUUGACAUAUGGAAUGGGUCACCUGUGCUCGCCAGAUUUACUCCUCCAGACUCUUUUAUAAACCCCCAAGGCUACUUCCGCAAUGCAACCAUCAGACAAACAUUGCACCUGACUUUGGCAACCGGUGUACUCCGGGUAAAGCUUUCUAAUGAAUUCGGUUCAUCCCCUCUGGAGAUAACCGCGAGUACGGCUGCAUUGACCGCAAACAAUACAGCUGGAAGCGACAGUAUUGAUGCCAGCAGCCUACAGGAGCUCACCUAUAGUGGCGCCUCUUCCAUUGUCAUUCCUACUGGUGGUACUGUUCUUUCAGAUCCAAUCAAUAUAUCCACCAGCACCCAGCAACAUCUCACCGUUUCGCUCUACCUUGCCAAGGGCCAAAUUGGUACAAAUACCACGUCGCAUGAUGUUUCGCACACAACCACCUGGCUGGGACCUGGAGAUCAAACGGCGAAUCAACAUAUCAACGGCGGAGCCUCUGUUACCCACUGGUACUACGUCACAGAAGUGCAGGGCCAGCUUCCUGCAACAUCGAGUGCAUUGAUCUGUAUCGGAGAUAGCAUAACAGAUGGCACAGGCUCCACCACAAACGGGAAUGACCGCUGGGUAGACGAUCUUUUCCGCCGAACUCAGGCAGCCCCAGCGACUAAACAUAUCGCUGUUCUGAAUGCUGGGAUCGGUGGAAAUCACCUUGUGACAUCUCCUGGGCAGGGUCCAUCGGCAUUAGAACGGAUCAAGUCCAUCAUCGCUCAGCCCGGUGUACGAUACAUAGCUAUUCUAGAUGGUGUUAACGACAUUGGCCACGUUGCCACAACUGCAGCGGCACAAGACGCUCUCUACAACCAGAUGGUUCAAGCUUUGGAGGAAAUAAUUGACGAGGUUCAUCAAGCCGGCUUAUUUAUUUUUGGUGGUACUCUUACACCUUCGUUUUAUGAUCCACCUUCUAAUCCGGACACCUCCAAUUACGCCAAUCCGCAACGAGCGGCCACCCGGAAUCGCCUCAAUCUUUGGAUCAAGAACGAAGCCAAAUUUGACUACGUGGUUGACUAUGCAGCUGCCCUUGCGGACCCAAGCAACCUUGAUUCAUACAAGGCCCAAUAUGCUUUCACCAACUACAUCCAUCCUAAUGUAGCUGGCCAUCAAGCUAUGGCGGACGCAUGGGAUCUCCGCAUAUUUCAACAAGUCAAUGGUACAUCUGGCCAGAGUCUUUCUCGAAGGGGAAAGCAUCAUUCAUAG